AUGACUAGUAGUUAUCCCUUCCCGUUGUUAUUGUCUUUAUUCGUCUCAUUGACAACGACACUGGUUUAUACGUUGGAACAAAAUAAUCGAAGAGUCGAUCAAAAGAUUCUGAUUGGACCAAAACAUAUCAAUACUUAUCCAGGUGAAACAGUACAAUUUCCCUGCAUUGUUUCGAAACAAUCCAAUGCAGUUGUCACUUGGUGUUGGAAUGACUUUUGUACCCUGGGGAAGACACAAUUUCUUCAUCGGGAAACUGUACAAAACGAUGUUGUUAAUGUUUAUCAAUACAUGGCAUAUCCGAGAUUUCGAUUGUCUAUCAAUGAACGUCUAAAUCAUUAUAAUCUCUCGAUUAUUCAUGUAUCAAAUAAAGAUGAAGGAAUAUUCCAAUGUCAAGUACAGAGGACAAUGAAUGCAAAUGAAGCACGUUCAGAACGUGUACAUUUGACCCUUAUUGUUCCACCAACAGAUGAGCCAACAUUGAUACUGCCAAAUAUGCCAUUAAGACAAGGACAGCCAGCGAACAUUACCUGUUCGUCGGCUCCGUCAAAGCCCGCAGCGACGUUAAGCUUGUAUAGGAACGAUGAAUUGAUUGAUGAUUUAGCAACGUCAUCGAUUAUUUCAUAUGAAUUGGAUGCAACCACCAAUCGAAAUAUUACGAAGUUAACUUAUAUAAUUAAUAAUCCAGAUAGUGAGUGGAAUAAUGUGCUGCUCAAAUGUCGACAGAUGUAUACAAUUGACAAGAAAACUUCAAAGUUUGAUGUCACAGCAAAGAUCCAAGUUCACUAUAAACCGAAAGCUCGUAUCGAAUCCCAGAACCGUUAUCCAUUAACCAUCAAUUCAACCGCAACUUUUCGUUGCGUCAUCCACGGUAAUCCCGAACCGAAACUAAGAUGGUUCGCGAACUCUAUGGACUUAACUUCUCUGACAAGUCCAACGAUAAAUAUUCCUCUAUCAAAGCAUGUACACAAUCAUUCAAUCGGUUGCACAGCAAUCAAUUCCGUUGGAACCACAAACACAAGUAUUCGGUUAUUAGUUCGAUAUCCUCCCAUAUUAGUUGUCCGACCACCCAAAGUUGUCGUCCUAGAUUUACAUAGUAAAUCAUCCUUAAAUCCGACUAUACUUCGUUGCAUAGUUGACUCGUAUCCACGUGCAAAAAUCAUCUGGUCUCGUUAUGGAGAAAUGGUUGGUGAAGGAUCUACGUUCAACCUUGAAAAUAUCACUAAACGUGAGCAACAAGGAGUCUAUUCGUAUCGCAUCGAAACCGAUGGUUAUGAUACAAUUAAACAUGAUUUUGUCCUUUACAUCAAAGGCAAACCAUUAGUCUAUAUUCACGAAUCUCGACAAUUUAGUCAUCUAUUUGAAUGUCAAGUCUACUCAUCAAGUCCGAUACUUAGCAUAACUUGGAAAUUGAACGAUCGACCGAUUCAAUCUAAUGAUCAAUUGUCUACAUCGACUACCUGCGAAGAAAAUGUUUGCACGUCGAAAUUACUUUAUGAUUACCGAAAAUUAGUACCAUCAUCUCAAACUCUCAGUCAUUUAUCAUGUAUAGGAGAAAAUGAAUUCGGUAUUGAACAGAGCCGCCUCUACCAAUUAAACACAUCUAAUGAUCCUUCGAUGAUUUUAGUGUCGAUUCUAUUGAGUACUUUUCUUUUAAUCAUUAUUUUCUCAUUGAUUGCAAUCUAUUGUUGUUGUCGAGCGCGUCUCGUCCGACGACGACAGAAAAAUGCCAAAGCGAAAAAAUUACCACUUGUCUUCGAUGAGCAUUAUUCAAUCAACGAAUUGUUGAAAGAAGUCGGUUCUCUGAAAACUUGUAAUACAUCGCUGAACAAUACCGAUCAGUUAUCACUGAAAAUGGAAUCGGCAGAUCAUUUAUUAACGAAACUGUUUAAUAAAAAUACGCAACAAUUCUUGGAUACCUUAUCGAGUGAAUCAUCGACAAAUAGUUCAAGUUUUCAUUCAAAAUCAACAACAACUAUAUCCAAUCACGAAUACAGUCCAAGACUAACUGGAACAACAGAAUUUACAUACUUCGGUCGAUCUCCACUGUAUUCAUGUCAAGAUGGAAUGAAUGUGUGA
This is a messenger RNA of Adineta ricciae, 2076 nucleotides long. The record is from the annotation of a GenBank genome assembly. NCBI's taxonomy places the organism in Eukaryota, Metazoa, Rotifera, Eurotatoria, Adinetida, Adinetidae.